This is a messenger RNA of Rotaria sordida, 1002 nucleotides long. The record is from the annotation of a GenBank genome assembly. NCBI's taxonomy places the organism in Eukaryota, Metazoa, Rotifera, Eurotatoria, Philodinida, Philodinidae.
AUGGCUGGAUUUGAUAAUAAUGUCAACGAUAUUGGAUUGAUAAAAACUAUUGGUAUUGUUGUUGCAACAAGUAGUAUAAGAACAAAAGCUUCAUAUAUUGCUAUACAAUGUCGAAAUAUUGUUUCAAAUAUUAAAGUUAAACCUGGUUUAGAAGGUUAUGCAAUACGAAGAAAAUGUAAUAGUAUAACUCAACCAGGUCAACUAUCAUGUCCAAUUGAUCCAUAUUUUAUUAUGCCUGAUAAAUGUCAAUAUUUAUUUAAUCUUAUUGAUCGUGUAAUGCCAGGUAAUAAAAUUAUACUUGUUGGUAUUUAUUGUAUUAAACGAAAUAUUCCAAUGAAUAAAAUACAAGGGAAGGAUAAAUUAAAUAUUGGUAUACGUCAACCAUACAUACGUGUACUUGGUAUUCGUAUUGAUACAAAUGGUAUUGGACGUUCAUCAACUCAAACAUUAACAUCAAAUGAAGAAGAAGAAGAGGAAUUUAUACGUUUUUUACAUACAUCGAAUAUUUAUGAAAUUAUUUCAAAUAGUAUUGCACCAUCAAUUUAUGAUGUAAAUGAUAUAAAAAAAUCUAUUGCUUGUUUACUUUUUGAUGGUUCAAGAAAACGUUUACCCGAUGGUUUAAUUCGUCGUGGUGAUAUUAAUGUUUUACUUAUUGGUGAUCCUGGUACUGCUAAAUCACAAUUAUUAAAAUUUAUUAACAAAGUUGCACCUAUUGGAGUUUAUACAAGUGGUAAAGAUAAUAGUGCAGGUGGUCUUACGGCAAGUGUUAUUCGAGAUCUAAAUUCGAAAAAUUUUGUUAUUGAAGGACAUGUCGGACUACAUAAAUGUAGACCACGUUUAUCAGAAAAUGCUUCUGAAAAAUUACGAAAUCAAUAUGUUCUUAUGCGUAAUGGUAUAAAUAUUUAUGAACAUGAAAUUGGCAAAAAAACAACUAUUCCAAUUACAGUUCGACAACUUGAAGCAAUAAUAGAACACGGUUUCUAUGGUGAAAAAAAUGACUAA